This is a messenger RNA of Pelagomonas calceolata, 1022 nucleotides long. NCBI's taxonomy places the organism in Eukaryota, Pelagophyceae, Pelagomonadales, Pelagomonadaceae. The record is from the annotation of a GenBank genome assembly.
CAGGCACAACGCACAGCUCCAAAUCGAUCGAUUAGACACUACACGAUGGGCCACAACAACUCAUUCGUGCAUAUCUGACAGCAGGGCACAACGGUAGCAGCGGUUCAGGCUCUGACAGCGCGCACCAACACUGCCUAGCAGAGAUGGCCCAAAGACCAACAAAUCGUCCGGCGUGGAUGUCCGAGGAAGCCUACGCCGAGGCAAUCAAGCGAGUAGAGAGGCCGCCAGCGCCGGAGCCCGAGACCACGGAGACCGCGCUGCCGCCCGUCAGCACGGCGGCCGCGACGCGCGUCGUUUACAUCGAGCGAUUUGUGGAUCCGCCGAACCCGUACUUGCCGGCGGAGGAGCGCAAUGAAUUAGAUGUGGCCUAUCGGGAACUGGGCGCGCGCUUCGGCUUCGCGCGGCGCGUGGCCGUGUCGCCGGCGGGCGACGUCGUCUGCGCGUUCGCGGAGCUGGAGGCGGCGGAGCGCUGCGUGCGGGCGCUCCACGGCCGCCGCGUGAAGGGCCGGCAGCUCUGUGCCGACUUUCUGCGCGAAGAUGAGGAAGACGGCCCGCUCCUCGACGAUCAUGGAGUGCCGACGGCGCCGCCGCGGAAGCCGACGACGGUGCGCGUCGGCAAUGCGUGGGGCGUGGGCGCGGGAGAUGAGUUCGUGCGCCGCGCGGCGGACGCGAUCGCCGUCGAGUGCUCGCGCUUCGGGCCCCUGCGGCGCGCCGUGGGCGAGGCCGAGGCCUGCGAGGUCUUGGUGCAAUUCUCGUCUUCACUGAGUGCCGGCGAGUGCGCGCGGGAGCUGAGCGGGCUAUCCUUCGACGGGCGUCCCUUGACCUGCGUCCUCGACGACGACGACGUCGCUGCGGCGCCCGAGCCAACGGAGCUCAAAUUCUGGCAACACGAUCCCAAUCGAAAGCCAAAGUCCCACCGCGACCGGCCGCCGACGCCCGUCCCCGAGCGGUCCCGGUCCCGGUCCCGGUCGCGGUCGCCGCCGCAGGGACUCGUCGCUGACUACUCGUCGGACGACGACUGA